AUGUUGAGAGCAUUGAGCAUAUGUAGAAACCCUAGGGGGUAUGAGAGGUUAGUUGAAGAGCCUGUUAACAUAGGUCUAUUGGAUGGAAAGUUGAAGAGGGCUAAAAGCUUACCAGCUGGGGUUUUUGGUUCAUCAAAGUCACGUAAGUUAGAACCAGAACUGGCCCGUCAAAAAAUUUCGCCAGCGAAGCCUAGCAGCAGAAAGGUUAGCAAGAGUCAUCCACUGUUUAGUCUCUUUUAUAAUCGUAGAAAGAAGAAACCUACAGCUAGGCCAGAAUUUGCCAGGUACUUGCAGUAUGUGAAGGAAGGAGGGAUUUGGCAAUGA
Dovyalis caffra is the source of this 324-nucleotide messenger RNA. NCBI's taxonomy places the organism in Eukaryota, Viridiplantae, Streptophyta, Magnoliopsida, Malpighiales, Salicaceae. The record is from the annotation of a GenBank genome assembly.